CUGUUCCCCAAGUAGGGCCCCCCCUCCCCCGCCGCCCGCGCACCUGCGUGGGCCGGGGGCGCAGUCUCCACAGGUCGGCCCUGCAGCGGUGGCCACACUCGGUGUAGCAUCCCUGUCCCUGUCCCCGGCCCCUGCCCGGUAGUCCCGCCGCCGGAGCGGUGACCGCCUGGCCCGCCGUUCCUCCGCUGCCACCGCUGCCGGCACCAUGGGCAGUGAGCAGAGCUCCGAGGUCGAGAGCCGACCCAACGAUCUGAACUCCUCAGUGACCCCUUCUCCAGCAAAGCAUAGAGCCAAGAUGGACGAUAUUGUGGUUGUAGCUCCAGGCUCCCAGCCUUCACGGAAUGUCAGCAACGAUCCCGAUGUCAUCAAGUUGCAAGAGAUUCCAACCUUCCAGCCGCUUUUGAAAGGGCUAUUGAGUGGCCAGACUUCCCCAACAAAUACCAAGUUGGAGAAACUGGAUUCUCAGCAGGUGUUACAGCUCUGCCUCCGAUAUCAGGAUCAUCUUCAUCAGUGUGCAGAGGCCGUUGCCUUUGAUCAGAAUGCUUUGGUUAAACGAAUCAAAGAGAUGGAUUUGUCUGUGGAGACGCUCUUCAGCUUCAUGCAGGAGCGCCAGAAGAGAUACGCCAAAUACGCAGAGCAGAUCCAGAAAGUCAACGAGAUGUCAGCCAUCCUCCGCCGCAUCCAGAUGGGCAUUGACCAGACGGUGCCCCUGAUGGAGCGGCUCAACAGCUUGCUGCCGGAGAGCGAACGCUUGGAACCCUUCAGCAUGAAACCAGAGAGGGAGCUCAAGCUCUAGGGCUGCCACUCCCCUCCGGCCGGCUGGGCGCUUGCUCUCUGGUGACAGAGCCAGUCACUGCCCCUGGGGCCCGAGGCCCAGGAGCUGACUGGAUCCUAAAGCCGCGUGGAGGCUCUGGGACUCUGGGAAGGGGUGUGUAGCGGUCAGGCUGGCCUGAAAAUCUGAUCCUGCACCACCUACCCCUUUCCUUGAUGCGUUUUUCCCCUUGGCAAAACGAACCAAACUCAUUCUCGGUGCUAACCGAAUUUGGAGUAUCUGAAUUAUUAGAAAUUUCUUGCAGAACUCUAUGUCGGGAAUUUUUUAUUUUGUUUAGAUUUUCUUUUUUUUAAUUGAGAGUGUAUAUUGUCAAGUCUAGCUUGCAGAGUGAAAAUAUGGAGAGAAGGGGAGAAAUGGUUUAAGAAGCUCUGUGUCCUCAAGGCCUUCAUGAAAUUUUACUCAGUAGGCUUUCUGGGUUAUGAAUUGUAAACAUAAAGAACUAAUUUAAUCCAA
Messenger RNA from Enhydra lutris kenyoni (northern sea otter), 1285 nucleotides. RefSeq names its product BLOC-1 related complex subunit 5. Bases 206 to 796 code for a protein of 196 amino acids. The record is from RefSeq and is a predicted model, not a curated record. Gene Ontology annotation, biological process: organelle transport along microtubule; positive regulation of anterograde synaptic vesicle transport; lysosome localization. NCBI's taxonomy places the organism in Eukaryota, Metazoa, Chordata, Mammalia, Carnivora, Mustelidae. The transcript is spliced from 4 exons. Gene Ontology annotation, cellular component: cytoplasmic side of lysosomal membrane; BORC complex; synaptic vesicle membrane.